Molecule: messenger RNA, 786 nt
Organism: Ilex paraguariensis (yerba mate)
Lineage: Eukaryota; Viridiplantae; Streptophyta; Magnoliopsida; Aquifoliales; Aquifoliaceae
Source: the annotation of a GenBank genome assembly
AUGGAUAGCAAGGAUGAGGGUUCAUCAAGCUCUUUUCCAAUGGGCAUAACGGCCCAAGAAAAAGGAUUGUCACAUGUACCUGAAUGUUAUAUGAUUCCACCUUCACAUAGACCUAGUUUAAAUCCAGAGACAGCCGAUGUGCCUGUCAUUGACUUGGCUGGGUUGGAUAAGGACCCUGCACAACGGUCUCUCAUCAUCAAAAACAUUGGAAAUGCUUGUCGCACCAAAGGCUUCUUCCAGACUAGGAUGGAUAGCAAGGAUGAGGGUUCAUCAAGCUCUUUUCCAAUGGGCAAAACGGCCCAAGAAAAAGGAUUGUCACAUGUACCUGAAUGUUAUAUGAUUCCACCUUCACAUAGACCUAGUUUAAAUCCAGAGACAGCCGAUGUGCCUGUCAUUGACUUGGCUGGGUUGGAUAAGGACCCUGCACAACGGUCUCUCAUCAUCAAAAACAUUGGAAAUGCUUGUCGCACCAAAGGCUUCUUCCAGAUUAUGAAUCAUGGAAUACCUCAAUCAAUCCUGGAUGGAGCACUUUCGGUGGCCAUCGGAUUUUUCGACUUGCCAACCGGAGAGAAAGUGAAGUUCAUGUCUAACGACGUGCACAAGCCGGUCAGGUAUGGUACAAGCUUGGGGGGUGGUGUUGACAAGGUACAGUUUUGGAGGGUUUUUCUCAAACAUUAUGCAAGUCCUUUGAAAGACUGGGUUGAAUUAUGGCCAACUAAUCCACCUGAUUACAGGUACUUUCAUUUGUUAGCUGCCAUAAAUCUUUGCAAUUUUCAAUAUUGUUGA